UCCGUUUUUAGAGAGAGAAACGAUGUUUUUAUCUCUCUUGCUCUUCAAUUUCUCCAUUUGUUGGUGUUUCUCUCACUUGGUUCCUUCUCUUUGUUUUUUUUGCAGCGGACGCGAUUCUACUCGGUUUCCAGCACUAUUUGGUUAUGCUUGGAACCACAGUUAUCAUUCCAACAGCUCUGGUUCCUCAGAUGGGCGGUGGAAAUGUGAGGAGAGAGAAAGACCCAAGAUUCAAGAGGGAAGAGAGCCAGAAUUCUUGCGUCUCUUCCCAAUUCAAACCCUUGAAACCCUCGCGACAACAAGCCUCUCGCUGCUGCUUACAAUCCAUGCCCUUCUCUGCAACCUCCAAGAAACUCUCUUUCUCUCUCUAAAACACGCAUUUGGUGCAGUUACUAGAGGAGAAAUUGAAGCCUCACCAGGAUCAUUCGAUCACUGGUGUGCUCCGACCUACUGCCAUCGGCGUGGUGUAUGCAGAACUCCAAGGGCGGUGCCACCACUCCAUGCUCCGGCCUCGUGGCGAGGUCAUCCUCUCAGCCGGUGCCAUCGGCAGCUCCCAACUAUUGAUGUUGAGCGGCAUCGGGCCAAACCACAGCCUCAUCGGAUGGGGCAUCUCGGUUGCCCACCACCUCCUGAACGUCGGCAACGCCAUGCGCGACAACCCUCGGAAUGCUCUCUCCUUCAUCUCUCCUGUUCGCCUCCCACUCCCCCUCAUCCAGGUCGUUGCCAUCGCCACCAAUGUCUUUCUAGAAGCUGCCUCCAACUUCCUCCCCUUCACCCCCCGCUCUUGCUCCUCAUUUCUUUUUCCUCGGUAUUCCUCUAUCCCACUCAACAUCGUUUACGUUAUGGCGAAAAUUCUUGACCCCCUGCCGAGUGGUUUCUUACGCCUGGCCUCCUCAAAUGUCUGCGACGAUCCAUUGGUGAGGUUCAAUUACUUUGAGGAGGGGUUGGAUUUGCAGAGGUACGUGAAAGGGGUGAGGUUGGUGGCUAGAGUUCUCAAGACGAAUGCAAUGGAGCAGUUCGAGUUCUCAGAGCAGCGUUUUGGGGAGAGGGAGUUCUGGUAUUUGGACAACGUGCGGUUGCCGGCCAAUGUGAGCAUCGACGAUUCAGUCGGUGAGUUCUAUUGAAGAACGGUGUCGACGAUAUGACAUUGCCAUGGGGGUUGCGUUAUGGAGGAGGUGGUUGACGCUCAGUGGGUGCAUGCCAUCAGGGACGUCGAUGGCUCCACCUUCUUGCAUUCGCCCGGGACCCAUCCUCAAGCCACGGUCAUGAUGCUGGGCUAGUAAAAAAAGAGCUCCCCCUCUCUCUCUUUCUAGCGUGAACCAUGAUUUUUGAGUAAGAGCGUUGAAUUUAUACGAAAAUCCGGUAUAAGUAGAAGAUGCCAUUUUCUCA
Molecule: messenger RNA, 1386 nt
Organism: Amborella trichopoda
Lineage: Eukaryota; Viridiplantae; Streptophyta; Magnoliopsida; Amborellales; Amborellaceae
Source: RefSeq, a predicted model, not a curated record